Eruca vesicaria subsp. sativa (arugula) is the source of this 675-nucleotide messenger RNA. NCBI's taxonomy places the organism in Eukaryota, Viridiplantae, Streptophyta, Magnoliopsida, Brassicales, Brassicaceae. The record is from the annotation of a GenBank genome assembly.
AUGGCCACGUCAACUCAUCUCCUUCUCCUCUUCCUCAUCGCCACCGUCACAUUCCUCACUUCCACCGCUUAUCCUCCGUCACAGACGCCGCAAGAUCACCUCCACGCCGACAGAAUCAUCGAAGCGAUGAUCGGAGCAGGUGACUUCCGCGACUGGGCCUCCGAUUUCCUCUUCGCCGUCGAAGACCAAGUCGGAAUCCCUCUCUCCGCCACCGUUUUCAUCCCCACCGACUUCGACACCGCCGACAUCUCCUCAUCCUCCAACGGCGGUCGUCUCUCCGUCGCUUAUCACAUCGUUCCUCAACGUCUCUCCUUCACCGAUCUUCGUUUCUUGCAGCCUCUCUCUCGCCUCCCGACUCUUCUCCCCGGAAAGUCUAUCGUCGUCACGAAUAAUUCUGUUUCCGGUUUAACCGUUGACGGCGUUCUUGUCACCGAACCGGAUCUUUUCCUCUCUUCUCCGAUUGCUAUUCACGGUGUCGCUUCGUCUCUUGAUUUCUCGCUUUAUGGUGAUUUUGGAAACGGUUAUACUGUUUCAGACGACUUUCUUCAUCUUCGUCGUCGUCCUGAAUUCGACGGCAAUCAAACAUCGGCUUCUUCUCAUGUGUCCAUCGCACGUUUCUCAACAUGGUCGUUCUUGUUCACAUUGGCUACGUUCAUGGGGUCAAGAUCUCUCUAA